AUGCGUGAGAUACAGGACAAUAGUUUUUUAGGUUUAUCAGCGUUACUGAAAUUAGAUUUAAGUAGCAAUCGAUUGAGGAUUAUUAGCAAUAAAGCAUUUGCUGGUUUAUUAUCUUUGAAAGAGUUGAUUAUCACACGGAACAACUUGAAAUCUAUUAACGGAGAAAUCUGUAACUUUUCAAGAUUGGAGAAAUUAAAUUUAAAUGAUAAUGCCAUUGAACGUAUUAAACCGAAAACUUUUGAUCGCUGUAUUCAUUUAAAAAAUCUGUAUGUAGCCUUCAAGAAUAGACGUUUAAGUAAUAAUGCCCUUAGAGAGUUAAAAACUGGAACAUUUAAAGGCCUAAAGCAGUUGAAAAUUUUGGAUUUAUCCAAUAAUAAAUUACUAACUCUUGGUGAAAACCUAACUGAUGGAAUGACAAAAUUACAUACCCUCUUGCUGAAUAAUAACGAUUUGCAAAGUAUUAAUGGAAUAUUCAAUCAGGAAAUGCCAAAAUUAUGGGAAUUAAAACUAGCUGAAAAUAAGUUAGACUAUUUGGAAGAUGGCUUAUUCAAAAAUAUAUUCUCCCUUUUCGAAUUAAAUUUAGCUAAGAAUAGACUAUGGAAUUUACCAUGUCACCUGCUUAGUCAUUUAUUGGUCUUAACAAAGCUAGAUAUCAGUCACACUAAAGUUAUAUUCGGUGAAGAUUGGUAUAACAUUGUUCAUUCAGGAUAUUUCAACAAUUUGAAGGCCUUGGGCUUAGCUGAUAGCAACAUGACUACACCUGAUGAUCACAUGUUUAAGCAUUUUAAAAAAUUGCAAAUUUUGGAUUUGAGUCGAAAUAAUAUCCAAGAAUUUUUGCCGGAAGUUUUGGUCAAUCAAGGAGAAUCAUUGAUAUCACUAAUCCUAAACGGUAACGAUCUUCAAUCAUUUCAGACCUAUCACUUGAUGAGGCAUUAUCGAUUGCGAGAACUGCAUCUAGCCAAAAAUAAAAUAGAGUAUUUUAAUAAUGAAAAUCGAUCAGAUAUUAAUCGAAUUCAUAUUUUGACCUUAGAUGAAAAUAACGUACGGGUUAUUACUCAUAAUUGUUUUUCAUCUAUGUCUUUACUAAGAAUACUGUCAUUAAAAAAUAAUCCUUUGGUUGAUCUAGCUUCGGAGCCAUUUUAUGGAUUAAUUAGGCUACAGAAUUUGCAAUCUACUCGCGAAUACUUAUGUUGUCUUGUACCUGGUACUGUGGAAAGAUGCAAACCUAUACCCAAUCAGGAGCAAUUAUCAACUUGUGAGAAUUUAUUAGCCCAUAGAUCGUUACAAAUCUUUGUUUGGAUUGUAGGUAUUUUAGCUCUUAUUGGCAAUACGUCGGUCAUAAUUAUGCAUUGGAUAUGGCGUCGUAAAUUUCAUCGUCACUUAGUGCCGACAUUUCUUAUUAGCAACUUAGCCUUCACCGAUUUGUUGACUGGCUUUUACCUUAUCAUUAUUGCUGUUGCCGAUCAAAUCUAUCACCAUAACUACGCACAAUAUUCUGAAUUCUGGUUACGGCAUCCAUUUUGUGUCUUUGCAUGUUUUCUUACCUGCGUAUCCAGUAUUAUGUCGGUCUUAAUGAUGUUUGUGAUCACCAUAGAUCGCUAUAUUUGCGUGGUUUACCCAUUAUCUGGUAAACGAUUAACUAUUAAGUCGGCAAGCGCAAUUGUUACUUUCUUCUGGCUAGUUAGCAUAUCUUAUGUAGCUUUCCCGCUAAUGUUUGGCUUUGGUAAAUCAGCUGAUGAUCGUAUCUACCAAUAUAGUAGUGUUUGCCUACCUAUGAAUAUUCAUAAUUCAUUCUUUCGUAUUUGGAUCUUAACGUCCAUCGCUAUCACUGUCUUAAUAUGGAUAAUUGUUAGUAUAUUAUACUUAGCAAUGUUUAUCUCUAUCCAGCGUACUAGAAUGGCCGUUGAAAAUUGUCGUAAUAUUCGAGAAGAUGAUAAACGAAUUGCUGGCAGGAUGUUAAUAAUAUUAUUAGCGAAUUUAGCUUGUUGGAUGCCCUUCUAUAUUGUUAUGGUGCGCAGUAUGCUCGAUUCGGAAGUUCAAAUCUAUACAUUGCCUUUCAUUGCUGUCUUUGUAUUGCCCCUCAAUUCAUCCAUUAAUCCAUACUUGUAUACAUUCUCGGGUAGUACUAGCAUGACUAGAAGUCAGAGAACGAAUAAAAAGUUAUCCAAAGAUUAUAGCACAGCAAGUUCGAAACGGCUACCUUCUCUUCCGACAUUUAGUACUAUAUUUAAGGAAUUGUCACCACUAUAA
Trichoplax adhaerens is the source of this 2250-nucleotide messenger RNA. RefSeq lists its product as uncharacterized. The coding region runs from base 1 to 2250 and encodes 749 amino acids. Gene Ontology annotation, molecular function: protein binding; G protein-coupled receptor activity. The transcript has 17 exons. Gene Ontology annotation, biological process: G protein-coupled receptor signaling pathway. Gene Ontology annotation, cellular component: membrane. The record is from RefSeq and is a predicted model, not a curated record. Lineage: Eukaryota; Metazoa; Placozoa; Uniplacotomia; Trichoplacea; Trichoplacidae.